Messenger RNA from Triplophysa dalaica, 965 nucleotides. RefSeq lists its product as uncharacterized. The record is from RefSeq and is a predicted model, not a curated record. Lineage: Eukaryota; Metazoa; Chordata; Actinopteri; Cypriniformes; Nemacheilidae. Bases 108 to 929 code for a protein of 273 amino acids. The transcript has 4 exons.
GGAGAUUUGAAGUCGCCAUUUUCGCUUCCGCAUCCGAGAGACACGACUCGCCCAGAACUUUGCUCGAUUUAUUCAUCGCUUUCUCGUCUCAUCGAUAAAAAGUCAUCAUGCAGAAAAGGGUCAUUUUUUUUCCUGGAAGGGUAAAGGUUGCGUUUCGUAAGGGACCGCUGGGAUAUCUUCUGCAGGAUCCAACUGACCAGGCGAGAACAAUAAAAAACAACCUAUCUUUGCAGGACAAGUCGGCACCAAUUAAGCUGGAGCUUGUGAGACAAAAUGCUCUGAAUGUGGUCCGUCAAAGAGGAGGUGAUGCCUCAGACCAAAAAGAAGUUUUUGGUGAGUACAUCCUGCAGUUUGGGAAAUACAAGGGGAAGUCCUUCCGGUGGCUCCUUGAAAAUGAUUUGGGGAACACCAUCUCUCUGAUGAAGAACCUUCAGCAAGAAGAGGCUGCAGGAGUCACAAUGACCGAGGGGCACAGCAAGAGCAGCCUGGUCUCUUUUAUGCAGUACGCCCACAGCUUUGAGGAGAUUCUGUCUCUUUUACAUUACACGUCCAAAACUCCAGCUGCAACAGCGGCAUCACCAGGCGACGAUCAGCUGGUUGGUUUCGGAGCUCGUGCCAAGAGUACAUGGAAGGAGAUUUGGGACGGCAGAGCUGAUGGUUACGCGUCCUUUGUAAUGGGGGCUAAGUGUGUCCGAGGGACACGGAUGCAUAAACUGCAACAAUACCUGCUGAAGCAGCAGCAGUCUGCCCGUCCGUAUGUUCCUGCCACAUCUGAGCCCACAGAGAUGGAUGAAGACGCUGAGCUGGAGACUGCAAUGCUGAACAUCACCCCCUCUAAGCUACUGGUGCAGUCGCCAGCAUCAUCUGCGUGCUCAGCUGCUGAAGUGAAACACUCGACAGAAACAACGACAGGUUUUUAUUCACUUUAGUGUCAGCACUUUCGUGUUGAUGAAUUAUGAAAUUAA